UUCUGAAGUAAAACAUUGAACACAACGGCUCUUUUAAGAGCCACCCACUGUCUCACUCGAGGAGUUUAAUUUCAGAAGUUUUAUCAUCAAACGAAAUGCUGUGAAAGUCACGUUUUAUUAUCCCGGUUUUGUUUCUGAGAUCUCGUUCUUUAUUAACUGAUGAGAUUAAUCUGUUGUGUUAAACGCUUCUCUCGCUCGAAGAAGAAACUCCAUCAUAUCAACAAUAUAAACGUAAACACGCCCAAAGCUGGUGAAUAAAUCAUAAAAGGGUGAAAUGAUUUUCUGCUCGAACUCUUUAAGUGACUUUGAUGACACGAUGACGUAAUUCUUUUCUAGUGUAGAGUUAAUACAGAAAUAAACGUUUUAUUCAAAUUCGAUAAAGAGCGGGAAGUGCAAACAAAGGAAACUGAAUCGCUUGUGGGAGGGUCACCUUCAAACACGAGACUGUGGGCGGGAAACGCUUUCAUUGGCUCUCUAUCCAACCCGUCAAACUAUGAGCUGACCAAUAAACACAUUUUAUGGGUUCGGCCGAUGAAGACACGCAAUCAGACAACAGGCUCCGUUACGCUAAACAUUUGCAUGUGAGAGUGAAUAAAUACCACAGCGACGAGACUCUUCAACAUUCAGCAUUUACUAACUUUUGAAGAAGCAUCAUGCCUGAACCAGCCAAACCCGCGCCCAAGAAGGGCUCUAAGAAGGCCGUCACCAAGACCGCCGUUAAGGGAGGAAAGAAGCGCAGAAAGUCCAGGAAGGAGAGUUACGCCAUCUACGUGUACAAAGUGCUCAAGCAGGUCCACCCCGACACCGGCAUCUCUUCCAAGGCGAUGGGCAUCAUGAACUCUUUCGUCAACGACAUCUUCGAGCGCAUCGCCGGUGAGUCGUCUCGUCUCGCGCACUACAACAAGCGCUCCACCAUCACGUCGAGAGAGAUCCAGACCGCCGUGCGUCUGCUGCUGCCCGGUGAACUCGCCAAACACGCCGUGUCCGAGGGCACCAAAGCCGUCACCAAGUACACCAGCUCCAAGUAAAGCGCCGCUUUCAUCCGCCGCACACAAAGGCUCUUUUAAGAGCCACACACUUAAUCCUUUAAAAGAGAUUCUUGUUAUUGUAAGCAUUUACUGUGUAUGUGUAUUAUCAUUUAAAUUAUGACGCGUAUAAAAUGGCAACCAAUCGUUUUAUCAUAAAGAAAUCAUGUUUUAAAGUAAAUAUAAGGUUUGACUUUAGUUAUUGUUGGACGAUUAUCGCAGAAGGUGACGGUAUUGUACCGGAUAUAAACUAUCAGAGUUCGGUCUUCACCUGUUUUAAGGCUGAAAUACACUACAAGACUUUUGCUCAGUUUUCAGUCUGGACUUGUUACAGAAAGUCUGUGUCAGUCUGCAGAUUUGAUCAGUUUGUGUUUCUAUCUGAAACUUUAAUAAAGUCUGAAAGUGUUUGAUGUCUAGUUGAGAUUCUUGUAGUGUUUUAAAGACAUAGAGGUGUUUUAUCAUCACACACAGUCAUGUCAUCUAUAGUAUUUAUGAUCAACAUCUCUCUUCACUGCUCUUGUGUUUGAUCUUCAUACAAAACUAAACAC
Molecule: messenger RNA, 1573 nt
Organism: Triplophysa dalaica
Lineage: Eukaryota; Metazoa; Chordata; Actinopteri; Cypriniformes; Nemacheilidae
Product: histone H2B-like
Exons: 1
Coding region: 654-1028 (124 amino acids)
Cellular component (GO): nucleosome
Molecular function (GO): protein heterodimerization activity; DNA binding; structural constituent of chromatin
Source: RefSeq, a predicted model, not a curated record